This is a messenger RNA of Ruditapes philippinarum (Manila clam), 2370 nucleotides long. Its product is annotated as E3 ubiquitin-protein ligase HECTD3-like. Lineage: Eukaryota; Metazoa; Mollusca; Bivalvia; Venerida; Veneridae. Gene Ontology annotation, molecular function: ubiquitin-protein transferase activity. The record is from RefSeq and is a predicted model, not a curated record.
GGGGGUAUGGCAGGUUUGGAGCUAAUUUAAAUGCUGACUGAAACCGCUUAUAUAAAUGUGUAGCCUCCGAGACAUCGUCAUGGUGAAAUUUAUUUUCAUACUUUUAUGUUGGAGCAGUUCUAUGUUUCUUGUUUGAAUGUUGAAUUAAGGAGUACAGCUUUCUAGUUAAAUUAGUGCUGGGUUUGUAACUAUUUUGGGCAUCAAUGUCACUUAGAUUUAGGAUGUCUUGCUAGGGAGCGUGGAUGGUAACUUGUAUUUUCCAGUACCAUCCAUGAACAUGCUCAAUCAAACCGAGUCUGCAUCAAAUUUAAAUAAUUUUGCCUUCUUGGGCUUUUUUAAGGAUUCUGUAUUUCUCUUUUUUCUUGAUACUGGUUAUAAGCCUCCUUAGCCAUUUCCACACUACAUGUAGAUAUUUCAUGUCAAGAAACUUUUUACGAUCAGAAGAUGAUCUUGAAGUGGAAUUUUUAACCUUAAAUUUAAUUUUAAAAACCCGCUUUCUUUUUCUGAUCAGUCUCUUGCCCAGGGAAAGUGAUCAAUAACUGAAGUUUGUUAAUGGAAUCCAUCUUUCAGUAAGAGAGUUAAUUGUCUGAGAUUUUUUUCUUCAUAACUCCUCAAUAUUAAGUGCAGAAUAUUUUCUAUUUGUCUUCAUAACGCAGGAUCAAAUGAAAACAAAAUAAUAAAAUGGAGGUUAUAAUAAAUAAAUCGAUACGAUAAAGAUUUGGAAGCUUGAAGUAAGCAGAUUAAUAAUUCAAUCCGGAUGGGUAACCUUUUAGGAACUUCCGGGAAAAUGGCCGCUAUUUUAUUUCUCGAAACUUGAAAAUUGAAAGUUACUAAUUUUUAUUUUUAUAUCCACGUCAUAUAACGUAGAAGUGACUUCCUUUUUGGGGAUUGAAAAGUAAAUUUGAAAAUGAAUUUACAGAUGCCUAGAAAACGAUUAGCACGAAUUCGUUGCCUUCAGGAAUGUAUUCGUUGCUUCAAAGAGGGCAAGAAACUUCCAGAGUGCGUGUGUUACGUACCAUCUGAGGUCAAAUAUCAGUGUAAUGCAACAUGUUUUCUUCAAGUCUACAGUGAACCAUCAAUCAACAGUAAAAGGAUAAGGGAUCUGACUGGCAGUGCAGAGUCAACUUUGUCUGCAAGUGGUGAAGAAAUGUGCAAUGCUGGUGGAAAAUGGUUAAAAGUUGUCAAGUUCAAGGGAAGCAGCAAAGAGGAAGAAAUAGUGUUUGACACUGAUGCCUGGAUAAUGUUGUUUAGCUGCAAGACACCAGCAGAGGACCUACUCAAUCUUACUGAAGUGUCACUGAAGCCUCAGUCUUCAAUAAGUAGCACAGUUGUUGUCAACAAAUGGUCAGAUGCUGUGGUUCAUCAUUUUUCUUUAGAUUUGCGUAAGAAGAGUGUAAAUGUGAUAUUACCUGAUGUAGAGGCAGUUGCUAGGUUACAAAAUUUGCCACAAAAUUGGACAAUAGAACAUGAUGAGGCUCUAGUUCGCCUAAUGUCAAAAUAUUUAUCACCCGAGAAUGAACAAUUAGGAAGUAUUAAAAAUUAUGUGGAUUCUAUAGAUGUAUCAUCAUUCACAGAUGAAAACGGUCCAGGAUGUUUAACAGAUGGGGACCCUGAUACAUGGUGGGAGAGUGAUGGAAGUCAGGGACAACAUUGGAUACGUCUCAAAAUGAAAAAGGGCACAAUUAUAAAAAAGUUACAGAUAGGUCUAGAUAGUUCAGACGACAAUUACCUCCCUUCAAAGAUAUCCGUACAAGGCGGUGAUGCAGAUAGUCAGAAAACUCUCAACUCUAUGACCAUUGACUGGGAUUCCCAAGAUGUUGGUCCUCUUACUGUAUUGGAGAACAUGACAGAACACUAUGCUAUUAUCAUCAUAAAAAUCAAGGAUUCCGGAGGUAUAGACACAAGAAUCAGAGAUCUAAAAAUAGUAUCAACAGAGGAGAGAACUUCAGGUUUUGAUAGAGAUUUCUUCAAGGGAGAAAACUUGUGUAGAUAUCCUAUCCUAGAAACGUACAAAGCUGAAGAAUUAUACUACAGAUCACAGAUGUUACAAAGGUUCUUAGAGAUUGUAGAUAGUGUUUUACAGUACUUAGUCCCUGCUUGGGAAUAUUCUAUAGGAUCUUACAGCUCUUUAGAAUUUGUUAGACAAUUAUUACCAUUAUCUAAAAAGAGAUUAUGCCUCAUAGACACAUUUCUUAAAGAAUCUUCUUCCGAUAGACCAAGUGAUAUGCCUAAAUUGUAUAUAAAUCGCCGUGCUGCUAUGGAACAUAAAUGUGAUCCUACCUCUGACCCUGAAUACAAGAACUCUAUUUUUACGCAAAUUUAUGAUGGACUCAAGCCUAAAGACAGAACAUCAGUCCCUCUUAAUUACAG